Messenger RNA from Caenorhabditis sp. 36 PRJEB53466, 3889 nucleotides. NCBI's taxonomy places the organism in Eukaryota, Metazoa, Nematoda, Chromadorea, Rhabditida, Rhabditidae. The record is from the annotation of a GenBank genome assembly.
AUGUUUCGAGCGACGAAGUGUUUGCGAGUGCCACUGAGAAAUUCUCAACUGAACAUUUUGCGCCCAUCGCAGGUAAACAAUACUUGAGAUUCAAUUACCAUUCAAACAUAACUUCUUAAAGACCGAACUUAUCAAAACGCGCUCGACAGCCUUGGCCCACUACGAGAAAGUCAGCCCGAUUGCAGCUGUGGGCGCCACUCCAGUCGGUGAUGCGAAUGGCAACUACUCGUGAGUUCCGGGGGGUAAAACUUUAAAAAGAAAUGAAAUGGUUUGAAUCAGAUGUGAGAAACUAGUAUCAGAAUAGCACAGGUUCUGAAGAAAAGAAAAAACAGAUCGCACUACAAAUGAAAGUGCGAAGCUUUCUGCAAAGAUCCAAGUUCAAAUUGACGUGUUUGUAGCUCUCCCAACCAUAUACACCACACCAAAAAACAUUUCUGGGCUUAUUUCAUGACUUAACUCAAUGCAAAUGCCAUCAUAUUUUUAAAUUUCUGGCAAAAGCGCUAUAAAUCAACGAUCUACGCGUAUUUGUUCGGCGUUAAUGUUGAUCACUUAUGCUCUAAAGCCGAGAUUAGAAACGGAAAAGAGGGAGGGGGAAAAGAAGAGGUCAAAACUGAUAAGGAAAUGUUUUGGGGGAAAGUGCAUAAAACAAAGAAUUCCGAUUAAUAGUUUCAGCACGAAGACGAGACAGAAGCAUCCACUGAUCAGCACCAGAAAUGAUUUGAAGAAAGCGCAGAGGGUUGUGGUGAAGCUCGGAAGUGCGGUGAUUACCAGAGAAGACGAAUGUGGGUUAGCCCUUGGACGAUUGGCUUCAAUUGUUGAACAGGUCAGUGAAUGUGGGCAAAAUUGGCCAAAAAAAUGGGUGGCCCUUUUUUGAGCCUCAAUUAUAUUAUGCUAUUUCUGGCGCUUGUGCUGCUCGCCUCCAUGCUCUGAACGCAGUUCAAAAUAAAGUGGCCCGGAAAAGUGCGCUGAGCUUUUGAAAUCGAAACACAAAAUAUUGUUGUUCGUGUUCAAUUCAUUUUAGUGGGCUGCAAUAUAGAAGACAUUAAAGGAAAAAGUUCAAGACAUUCAAAUACCAAAAGCACCUACCCGGCACUUAUAAUUGAAUGUGAUGGAGAUCUUGUCUGAGAAUGGGAAUGCUUAGUGUGGGUUGAAUGUUCCGAUGAAGUAUGAAUGUGUCAAAAAUCAACACUGUAAAUGAGAAUACGAAAACAGAGCUCAUCUCGCGAUUACCGUAUUAUUAAAACAAAAACAACACGAAACGGAAAUCUUCCGUUUCUCCCCUGUCAGGUUUACGAGUUAGGAAUAUAAGUUGAGUGCCAUUAAAGCCGAGAUUAGUCAGCAAAAUCCGUGUUAUUUUGGAAAAAAAAAGAGAGCAAAUUCUUUGCAGGUUUCGGAAUUGCAACAGUCGGGAAGACAGAUGCUGAUUGUCUCGUCUGGAGCCGUGGCUUUUGGUAGACAAAAACUCAGACAGGAACUGGUUAUGAGCAUGAGCAUGCGACAAACACUCAGGUAAUACCAAGAACUAAAUAAUAGCAGUCUUGACUUCUGGUAAUGUUAUCCUGAGUUGCCAAAAUCUGAGCGGAUCAGACAGACAUAAAUGUUAACAUUUUUGAAUUAGAAUAAAAUUAUGAAAGAAUAAAUAAUUUCAGAGGACCAUCCGGAAUGACAGCCGACAAGAGGGCGUGUGCGGCGUCUGGAAUGCCGGGACUCAUGUCCUUGUACGAGCAACUCUUCCAGCAGUACGGCAUCACCGUCGCGCAAGUUCUACUCACGAAGCCGGACAUCGACGACGACCAGAGAAGAAAGAACCUGCAAGCGACUAUCGAGAGUCUUCUUUCUUUGAACAUUAUUCCAAUUGUGAAUGCGAAUGACGCAGUCGCGCCAGACCCAAAGCUGAACAUGGUGAGUAGUGGGUACCGGAAAUGAAAUGAGGAAGUGCCGGUGCGCGUCGUGCAUUAUAAUUGUCGUCUGACAUCAUCAAACAACAGCUAUUCUUCUUCGUCCUUUCUUCUUCUUUUUCCUCACUUCCGUUUGCAGCACAUUUCGGACAACGACUCCCUCGCCGCCCGUCUCUCGGCCGAAAUUGAAGCUGAACUUCUUAUCAUCCUCUCGAAUGUGAAUGGCGUCUACACGGGACCACCCGACCUCGAGGGAUCUCGCCUCCUCCACACCUAUGUGCCAUCGGAAAACUCGGGCGUCACAUUCGGAGCGAACAGCAAAUUUGGAACAGGUGGAAUGGAGAGCAAAGUAACGGCUUGUGUGACUGCUCUGAACAAUGGAGUGACUACUGUGAUCACCAACGGACUUGCUCAAGAUGCGAUCACUGAUGCAGUCGCCGGAAAGAAGAUUGGAACCAUGUUCUGCAACACGAAGGGAUACGAAGGACCACCAAUUGAGGAGGUCGCUGAAAAGUGUAUGUUUGCUUCUUGCAUUUUCAUUUUAUUCCAUUUAUCUUCUUUUUAGGCCGUGACGCAGGACGUCAACUUGCCGCUCUUUCAAACAAAGAACGCGGCGCAAUGGUCCGUCAUUUGGCUGCUCUUCUUUUGGACAAGGAAAAGUACAUUAUCGAAGCGAACAAAACCGAUCUCGCCAAUGCGAAAUCUUCGGGACUCGAUGCUCAACUUCUCAACAGAUUAAAGAUGACUCCGGAGAAGUUGCAGGACCUCCACGCCGGCCUGAACACCAUCGCGGACUCCGCAGAAACACUUGUUGGACGUGUUCUCAAAAAGGUCAAGGUUGCCGAGGGACUUUUCCUGGAACAAGUGACUGUUCCGAUCGGCAGCUUGAUGGUGAUCUUCGAAUCGCGACCUGAUUGCCUUCCACAAGUUGCUUCUCUGGCUAUGGCUUCUGGAAAUGCACUUUUGCUGAAAGGAGGAAAAGAAGCAGAGGAAAGCAACAAAGCUCUGCACUCGCUGGUGCAGGAAGCAUUGGGAACACACGGAUUUGAAAUGAGAGAUGCUGUCACACUGGUCAGAACGAGAGAAGAUGUUGCCGAUUUGCUCCAGCUCAAGGUAUACAAAAAAUUAUAGUCUAGAACUUUAAAACGUUUUUGUUCAGAACUUGAUCGACUUGGUGAUCCCACGUGGCUCAUCCGAACUGGUCCGUUCAAUGCAAGAGAAGAGCAAAGGUAUCCCAGUACUCGGACACGCCGAAGGAGUUUGCCACGUGUACAUCGAUAAGGAUUGUGACGAACAAAAAGCGAUUCAAAUUGUGCGUGACUCCAAAUGCGACUAUCCUUCUGCUUGCAAUGCUGCCGAAACUAUUCUCAUCCACAAGGACUUGGCCACUGCACCAUUCUUCGAUUCCCUUUGCUCCAUGUUCAAGGCAGAGGGGGUCAAACUUCAUGCCGGACCAAAACUUGCCGCUCUUCUUAAAUUCGCGCCACCACCAGCUGAGAGCAUGUCAUUCGAGUACGGAUCUUUGGAAUGCACACUGGAAGUUGUUGACAACGUCGAGGAAGCCGUCGCUCACAUCAUCCGUUAUGGAUCUGGUCACACGGAGUCUAUAAUCACCGAAAACAGUGAGUUAUUCCCUCUGAAAACGGAUGCAUUUAUCUAAUUGCUAUUUCUUUUCAGCCGAAACUGCCGAACACUUCCUCAAGCACGUUGACAGCGCGUGUGCAUUCCACAACGCAUCCACCAGAUUCGCCGAUGGAUACCGAUUCGGACUUGGAGCGGAAGUCGGCAUUUCGACAGGAAGAAUUCAUGCUCGUGGACCGGUUGGAGUGGAGGGACUUCUGACGACCAAGUGGUUGCUUAGAGGAGAAGGCCAUCUCGUCGAAGACUUCAAAAACGGAAAAUACUCGUACAUUCACGAGAACCUCAACCCAAGCGAGAUCUUCCGAGCGCUCGACGCAACUGCCGAUCUAAAGAAAUCCGCUUCUGCUUGA